This is a messenger RNA of Vicugna pacos (alpaca), 2928 nucleotides long. RefSeq names its product immediate early response 3 interacting protein 1 (gene IER3IP1). The record is from RefSeq and is a predicted model, not a curated record. Gene Ontology annotation, cellular component: COPII-coated ER to Golgi transport vesicle; Golgi membrane; endoplasmic reticulum membrane. Gene Ontology annotation, biological process: endoplasmic reticulum to Golgi vesicle-mediated transport. NCBI's taxonomy places the organism in Eukaryota, Metazoa, Chordata, Mammalia, Artiodactyla, Camelidae.
GGCUGCCGUAGCAGAGCGGCGGCGGCGCCACGUCCCCGGCCGCGGCGGGAGAGGCAUCCGUUGGGCCUCGGGGCGGGUGACCAUGGCCUUUACGCUGUACUCGCUGCUGCAGGCGGCUCUGCUGUGUGUCAACGCCAUCGCCGUGCUGCACGAGGAGCGCUUCCUCAAGAACAUUGGCUGGGGAACAGACCAGGGAAUUGGUGGAUUCGGAGAAGAGCCAGGAAUUAAAUCUCAGCUAAUGAACCUUAUUCGAUCUGUACGAACCGUGAUGAGAGUGCCAUUGAUAAUAGUAAACUCAAUUGCAAUUGUAUUACUUUUACUAUUUGGGUGAAGAUCAAUGGGGGAAGUGGAGACUCAGAAGAAGAGCUGUCAGAAGUUACUACUUCAGUCUUUAUUGGAAUAUACAUAUCUUAUUUACCUGGCUGUCCUUGGACUUGACAAAAAUCUAAACCUGACAAUAAAACCUGCGUCCCUAUUUAUCUGAUUUUUUACAUGUUGCACUUACAGUUUCGUUACAAAAAGAUCAGAUCAUCAGAGGCAGUAACUAUCCAGGAUUGGAUACAUUUGAUUGCUAACUAUUAACAAGAGUUCAUGCUAUGGUAAAGAUUGUUUAAAGGGUACAGGACUGUCACUUCUGUGUUUUUAGAGAUUUUUCUCUUUCACUUCUCAGGGAUGAAUUUUUUCUUUCAAAGUUUUGAAGUUCCUUGUGACUUAGCCAUGAUGUAAGAAUGAUUGUCCUCCUAGGUAAAAUUUAAAGGAUUUUUGAAAAGUAAUUCCUACAUAUAAAAUGAUAAAUAGGUAAUUUGGAUUAUUUUAUUUUAACUCUUUGGUUAAAUACUUUAUCUGUAUACUGUCUCAGCUAUGAAAAAUUCAAAUUUGUAGUAACUAUUGAGGAGCAAUACUCUGACUUCAGGGAGAUUCCUAAUUUUGUAAGUCAGAGAGACACAUGAUGAUUGUGUUUUUAUUUUUAAGUUCUUUUCAUGUGUUUGUUGUUUUAUUAAUUGGCCUGAGUGAUGAGCCCAGAUCAGUAUCUACGUAUUUCCAUUGGUAAAAAAAUCUGUGUGGAAAAGUCUAUGUCCUUUUAACAAUGAUGACUUAUUUUAUAAAAUCAGCGUAAAAGCCUGCAAGAGCAAUCCUAAACAAUCACCACUGAACCAUACUGUGUAAGAAGACUUUAUUGUCAUAUGUUUACUCCCCCAAAUUAUCACGUUUCCAUUUCUUGGAGUAGCGCAUUGAGGGGUGUGAUUUGUAAUUCUUCAUUCUGUCAGUCAGUAGAACAUUCAUGGUAGAUAAAUUGUUUUUUGUUUUGUUUUUAUGUCUUAGACCAUCCCGUAUUUGUUUAUCUCAUAAUACUGUUUUAUACAGAAAGAUUAAAACUAUGUAAAUGGUUUUUCUGGAAAUUAGUUAUAAUAUGUUAAAGGGGAUGGAAUGGCAUCUUUGUUUACAGGAGAACAUUUGUAAAUAAAGUUAAAUUUCCAACUCAAGCAUUUGUUUUUGUACCUUAGUACAUACCUGUUGGUGUUAACUGAAUUAAUCUCAUUUUGUGUGUAAUACUUCAUAUAUGUGUUCUUUGCUAUAAAAUCACUGAACACAGAUUUAAGGGAAGUAAACAUACACAUUCCAUUUUUUUUUCAAUGAAUUAACUGAAUUGCUGUCAUCAUCAAGAAGACUCAUGUCAACUAUUAUUCUGUGACUUAAAUUCCUUCUGAAACGUUGGAACAGGUAUUGGAUGCCUGUUGGCCGUGCCUCAGCUGGAGGGGUGGAAGAUCCCUGGGCCGUGGGGUCCUUGCAACUGAACCAGAGAACUGUACCGGGAACCCUUAGUUGAUUACUUGGCUCAUGUGAGUAACGUAUUUGGCACUUACAGGCAAUGUUCUUUUGGCCUUACAAAGAUCUGAUGCAUGAGUCUGAGUUUAAGCCACUAAGAAGAUUUAAAAGAAGAAGUUAAUUGAGGGCACUCCCACAGUCCAUGAGCCAUACAGAAUUUUAAAAAGAAAAGAGAGACCUUCGCCUGAUAUUUUCAUGUGAGCCAUUACUACACACCUUCACGCUCAUUUAGUGUCAGGAUACUGUUCAUAUUCCAGUGGGGAACAGUCCCAGCAGGGCAGCAUCAGAGAAUUCUGUAGCAAAGCGGUUCUAAGCAGUGAAACAUGAACAUCGAAAUAUUUUCUCUCUUGAGACCACUUAGAAAAUUCUAGCUUUACUGUGCCUGAAGAGGAGGUCUGUAAGCUUUCACAGGUUAACCAUGGUUCCCCCAGUGCAGUUGCAACUCUAACUACAGCAUCGUAUUUUAGUAGACAGUAACUUAAGUGCCUGCUUGCCUGCCCACAUCCUGUCCCUUAGCCAUUUCUAGGACUAACAGUUUGUGAUCGUUCUGGACUCCAAAUACUCAUGAUGUUAAUGGUUUGAUGUAUUCCGGAACUGUAUCUAUAUGCCUGUCUCCUGUGGUGAAGACUCUAUCAGUGUUAACCAGAUUAAUACCUUAAUCCGUAAUCAAGUACAGUGGUUUUCAAACUUCGAUUGUUAACAGCAGGACCAGAUUGUCAAAGGAAUAGUGACAACUGUAAUGCUCCAAUAUCUAAAACAGAUGAGGCAGGUCAAUUUCUUUAUUUCAGUUGAAUCAGGGAUAAGGCCCAAAGACCCACUGUUCAGCCUCCCCCUCACUUUGAUCAAGCUUCCUAGAGUGCUUCCACAAAACCCUGAGCCUUUAAAAACAUGAUUAAAUGGUAAUUUUUUUAAAUCCCUGCUUUAUAUAGAGUAGGCAAGGUAAUCUGUGUUCUAUAGGUGUAUAUAGUGGCAUGUGUAUAUGUGCUUGUGAAAUGACUUGAGAAAAAGCAGUAUGUUUAAGUACAAUAGGCAGGAUAUUGCUGAAAUGCCAACCAGAACCUUCUGUCAUGUGACUUAAAUAAACUUCCUAACUCCUCCUCA